This is a messenger RNA of Vicia faba (fava bean), 1419 nucleotides long. Lineage: Eukaryota; Viridiplantae; Streptophyta; Magnoliopsida; Fabales; Fabaceae. The record is from the annotation of a GenBank genome assembly.
AUGGUAGGUGGUAUUUCAGUAACCCACCCAGCAAGCACCAUUUUAACAUGUUGGACAUAUAGUCGAAAACCUGGUAACAAACCACGGACAGUAUCAAUGUCUCUCAGAAACGGAAAUAGCAAUAAACAGCAGCUAGAACGUGAAAGGCUCUAUCUCGGCUUCGACUUCGGCACUUCCGGCGCCAGGUUUGCCGUUAUUGACAUCGGCGGCACAAUUCAGGCCGAGGCCAAGAGACACUAUCCACUAUACUCGAACGGAGAGUCACGUGAUUGGGUACGUUCAUGGAAGGAGACACUUUUUUUGUUGCUUCAAGAUAUUCCACCUAACCUUCGCAAACACAUUGUAUCCAUUUCUAUUGAUGGUACAUCUGCAACUACUAUCAUUCUUGAUAGUGACACGGGAGAGCCGUUGUGUAGACCUUUUCUUUAUAAUGAAACUUGUUCUGAAGCACUACCUGCUGUAAAAUCUAUUGCACCUCCAAACCAUACAGUAUGCUCUGCUACGUCCACUCUGUGUAAGCUUGUCUCGUGGUGGAAUCGUGAUGGUUUGAACGAAAAAUCUGCUCUGUUGUUGCACCAAGCAGAUUGGCUUUUAUGGCUUCUUCAUGGAAAGCUUGGAGUUUCAGAUUAUAAUAAUGCUCUGAAGGUUGGAUAUGAUCCUGAAGCUGACUCAUAUCCGUCAUGGCUAAUCUCUCAACCUUACUCUCAUCUUUUACCUUCGGUUGUUGCACCAGGAACUCCAAUUGCUUGUUUAAAGGAGGAACUUAGAAAUAAAUUUGGUUUUCAGAAGGAGUGUGUUGUAUGCACUGGAACCACAGACAGUAUAGCUGCAUUUCUUGCAGCUCGAGUUACUCAACCUGGAAAAGCUGUCACUUCAUUGGGUUCAACACUUGCUAUUAAACUAUUAAGCAACACAAGAGUUGAGGAUUCUCGGUUUGGGGUGUAUAGUCAUCGCCUUGAUGAUAAAUGGCUUGUUGGUGGUGCUUCAAACACUGGUGGAGCUGUUCUUAGACAGCUUUUCACGGAUGAUCAAUUAAAGAAACUGAGUGAACAAAUCAAUCCCUCACAAAUAUCUCUUCUGGACUACUAUCCCCUUCCAAAAGCUGGUGAAAGAUUUCCAAUUGCAGAUCCAGAUUUGGCUCCAAGGCUACUUCCACGUCCAGAAAAUGAUGCUGAAUACUUGCAUGGGAUUUUGGAAUCUAUUGCACGAAUAGAGGAAAAGGGAUAUGGGUUGCUAAAGGAGCUCGGCGCAACUGCAGUAGAUCAAGUUUUCACAGCCGGUGGAGGAGCGAAUAAUGAGAAGUGGACAAAGAUAAGAGAGAGGGUGCUUGGUUUACCAGUGAGUCGUGCAAAUCAAACAGAAGCUGCUUAUGGAACUGCAUUGCUGGCAAUUAAGGGUGAUCAACAAAAUAUUUUGUGA